This is a messenger RNA of Mollisia scopiformis, 847 nucleotides long. RefSeq lists its product as uncharacterized. NCBI's taxonomy places the organism in Eukaryota, Fungi, Ascomycota, Leotiomycetes, Helotiales, Mollisiaceae. The coding region runs from base 217 to 555 and encodes 112 amino acids. The record is from RefSeq and is a predicted model, not a curated record. The transcript has a single exon.
CUAUAUAAAAGCUGUCUGGCCAUCACUUCUGCUCCCUCUUCAGAAUUCAACCCAUCAUCUUCUUUUGCUCUUUUCAAUACUCAAGCCAAUUAUCAUCUCUUCUUUUGCUUCAACUCUGAAGUUUAAAUUCCUUACCAUCUCCUCUGCUUCGAAGCUUAAACCGGUUUUGGCAAUCCAGUACAAUUUCUCUUUCACAUCAUUCCUCAAACCUCGACCAUGAGCACGUCAAACAGGAAAGGCCGUAGUGGACACCACUCCAGGGGCAAAUACAGCCACAGCGACAAACGUGAAGAAGAGGCCCCACCCGAAGUGUUCAGCCGGACCCUGUCCAUCGUAGUGUACAGAGGUGACCCGAUUGAUUCACACUUGAACCGCCACACAGCUUUCUACAUCGAAUAUUCGGAUGGCUCGAAUGUGCUUAGCUACAUCACAGGAGCUUCUGGCUUCUUCGAAUUCGAUAGAGAUGGAACGAAGCUAGGCCUCCACAGCAAAGUGCGACAUUUGAGCGUGGAAUUCCAGUUGCGACAAUUCAAUCGAGUACUCCCCAGGACUUAACCAUACGAGACAUACUUUACAACACUCCAAUUAACAACACUGAACGAUCCUGGAACUGUCAACACUGGAUUGGUGAUGGUUUGAAGAGGCUACAGGAGGCCGAUAUUAUACCAGAGAAUAUUGUCAAUAACGCCGCAGAUCAGAUGGUUGAUGUCCUGAUGGAAGCACCUAUGGAGGAUCCCGAAUGAUCCAUGCGGUACUGGCAAUGAGAUUCUUUGGUUGAACGACUGACAUUGGGUGAAGGUUUGAUUUUGGUCGAAGGCUAGUUUUUGGUUACAAGGUUGGUUUUGAU